Labrus mixtus (cuckoo wrasse) is the source of this 3250-nucleotide messenger RNA. Its product is annotated as fucosyltransferase 7 (alpha (1,3) fucosyltransferase). Bases 1582 to 2670 code for a protein of 362 amino acids. Gene Ontology annotation, molecular function: alpha-(1->3)-fucosyltransferase activity. The transcript is spliced from 3 exons. The record is from RefSeq and is a predicted model, not a curated record. Gene Ontology annotation, cellular component: membrane. NCBI's taxonomy places the organism in Eukaryota, Metazoa, Chordata, Actinopteri, Labriformes, Labridae.
CUCAAGCUCAGCUCAAUGAAGAAGAGCCUCUUCCUUCUCUCCUUUCUGUUCUUGUUACGUCUGUCUCUUAAUGGAUGGACGGGAAGAUUCCAGGUCCUGAUGGACAUAAAUCCAUCCUUCAGUAACACUGAAAAACUUGUGAAUAAAACAGGAAACUUGUAAUAUUACAAAAAAAUAUAAUGACUUCUAUAACCUUUUUUAAGCCAUCAUGAUACCACCUACAUCCUUAAUUUGUGAUAUAGUGGACACACUACAAAUUUUCAUUGGGCAUUAUUGUAUCCAUGACCAAUUCACCUGUCUCUGUAAAAGAUAAUCCAUUAUUUUCCAAGAAAUCAAAAGACCUAUUUAGAAGACAAAAAUAAUCAAUGUUUUUCUAGUAACAAUAUAUCAAUGACAAUGGGGAAACCAUUUACCACCAAAUGCAACAUACCAAGUCAAUUUUAAAGCCCAUGUAAGCUUAAAUUAAUUCUGUUUAAAUCAGGUUGCCAUAAGGAAAAUUAUUGAAACAAAUGGUUGCUCAAAACACAUUUCCACAUAGACUUCUUAUCUAGAUUUAGAAAAUAUCCCAUCUCGGCAACAUUAAACUUAAUCAAACCUGUUUUCUAAGUACCCCCUACUCCACAGUUUAGCAAGAAAGAUGGACUCCUACUGGCUACCUGAUUAGGAAAAAAGUUGCUCUGCACUUACAACAUGUUCAAUGAUAAAGAUCCAGAACCUGCUGUAAAGCAACCAUCAGACCACAGACAAACUCAAGUGAUUAUAUUGAGAAUACGAUGAAUACAAUAAGCUCUAUUGACUCCCUAAAGAGGAUAUUCACUUGUUAUGGCAGCUCACAAAAAGAGGAAAUUAAAUAUAGUAUAUACGUUCUAAGAUAUACAAAAUAAGGGUGGGGGAUGUGAUAUAUAGAAGAUUGUUAGUGUAACAUAUAUGUUUAAAAUAUAUUUCAAUUCCUAGAUGUAUAAUUACACUCAAGAAUAUUUCUCUAAAUUUGGGUAUCAUUAAUAUUCAAAGAAAUAAAUGGAUCUUUUUCCUAUCCAACACAUUUACAUCAAGUGAUUUCUCAGUAGUUUGUGAUCACCCUUGUGUAACACCCCCUUUAACUUUAGAUUUUGAUCAACACUUCCUCUUUCCCCAUCAGUGCACACAUGAAGCAAACACACCCUGCUUAUGAUCUGUUGAUUUUGCAGAGUGUCGCUUAAGACGAAAAUUAAGCACACAAAAAAAGCUAAUUGUAUCACAUUUACUAGAAAUCAGAAAUUGUGGCUGGAAGGACAAGAUGCUUGAAGUGUGUAACACAAUGCUGCUAAGAUUAGAUUACAUCAACCAAGCUCUCAGAGAGACACCUCAGCUUGAUUCAAAGGGGUUCCGAUUAUGGUUUUCAAGCUCUCCAUGUUCACCAUCAGUUUCCAGCAGCGACCAAAAAUGGUAUUUGUGGUGACUGAGGAGAGCAGACUCAUCUCAAAAUCAGCAAAAAAAAGGAAGCGUUUACCCUGAGCAGAAAAAAAGUCAUGGUCUGUGGUCUGAGUGGGUGAUGGUGAGUCCUCUUCAUACUGGGAGACACAGGCUGAGUCGGCGUCCCUGAUGGGUUGUGUUAACACUAAAAAGCUCAAGCUCAGCUCAAUGAAGAAGAGCCUCUUCGUUCUCUCCUUUCUGAUCUUGUUACGUCUGUCUCUUCUUUAUGGAUGGACGGGAAGAUUCCAGGCCCUGAUGGACAUAAAUCCAUCCUUCGGUAACAAGCCCAGCAAUAGCAGAAAUAUAACCAUCCUGCUUUGGUACUGGCCCUUCGGCAGGUCGUUAAGCCUCAGGGGGGAUGUGUGCUGGGAUCUCUACCACAUCCCUCACUGCAGGCUGGUGGAUCAGUGCUCCCUGUUCCCCUCGGCGGAUGUGGUGGUGUUCCACAGCCGGGAGCUGGUACAGGGCCGCAAAAAGCUGCCCUUUGACCUCCCACGUCCGCCGGGCCAGAGGUGGGCCUGGAUGUCCCUGGAGGCCCCUGUUUACAGCAGCAACUUGAGUCAGUUGGAUAAUCUCUUCAACAUUACCAUAACCUACAGGAGGGAUGCUGAUGUCACUAUUCCAUAUGGCGAGCUGCUACCAAAGGAGGAUGAAGGCGUAGAAGAUGUCCCACAGAAUAAAAGCUUUUUGGUUUGUUGGGUUGUCAGCAACUACAAGAACCAGCACAAGAGAAGCAUGGUGUAUAAGGAGCUAAGUGAAACUGUUCCUGUGAAGGUUUACGGCCGUUGGACAAAGAAGCCUCUUCCCUCCAGAGCCCUCAUAACUACAAUCUCUCGCUGCUACUUCUAUUUGUCGUUUGAGAACUCAGUUGGUAAAGAUUACAUCACAGAGAAGCUGUGGAGGAAUGCUUAUAAAGGCGGGGCAGUGCCUGUAGUCAUUGGGCCACCAAUAGAUGAUUACAAAGCUGUGGCUCCACCUAAUUCUUUCAUCCAUGUUGAUGAGUUUGCAUCUGUAAAAGACUUAGGAAAGUAUCUGCAACAGUUAGCGGGGGAUAAGGAACGCUACAGUGAAUAUUUUAAGUGGAAAAAAGAGUGGAGAGUGAAGCUGUACACAGACUGGAGGGAGAGACUGUGUAAAGUCUGCUCACAGUACGAUAGGUUACCUCAGCACAAAGUUUACUCUGACCUAGAAGCCUGGGUCAAUGCUAUUAGCAACUGAGAAAAACUAAGGCUUGUUUUUGAUUGUUAGCUUGAUUUGAUCACAUUUUGUGUGUUUAGUUUUAAUAUUUUGCCAAUAAGAAACCUGAUACAUUCAAAAAAGAUGAAAAAUGGAUGAUAUUUAUUAAACCACCUAAAUAAUUUCAUUCACCAAUUCAGGAAGGUUUGGUUUGGAUUGUUGGAAAAUGUACACUCAGCUACACAAGACACUCAGCUAACAUGCUUUGUGAAAAAGAACAAAUUGGAGUAAAUCCAUCGCACUUUAUCAAAUAGAUGAUGUCUCUGGACAAUAGUUUUUUUGUAAUAUGCAUUCUACCAGUCCCACAUUUGAGUAAAAUGUGUAAAUUGAUACCUCUAUGUGAAGCAGCAGUUUUGCAGCUGCGGCUAGUUUAGCUAAUCAUAUUAGAUUUGGGGUUAGUGGAUUUCAGUUGUGGUAGUUAAAGUGGGGCCUUUGAGCAGAGGCCAGCCAUUUCUCCACUUCCAGUUCCAACACCUGCUUGGCUGUAGCUUCAUGAAAAAUGUAUCAAUUUGGUAUUACUCUUAAAUUCUCAAUAAGGACAUAAAUAAAACAAUACACCUGA